GCAUUCUAAGAAAUGAAAAAUGAUCGCUGUCUGGAUUUUGUGUUUAAUCUUCAGCACCAUGUUCCAACCUGGUAGACGCUGGGUCACUGCACAGUCCCUCACAGAAUCACGGGUUUAUCAUUUGGAUAAAGAGCUCAGUGUGAAUAUCGGAGACUCGGCUACUCUGCGGUGUUGUGUUUCUGAAAACGAAUUUGGGAUGACAGCCUGGUUUAAGCAAAAAGACAGAAAACCACCUCAACUUAUGAUCAAGUUCUAUAAGACUUCUGAAGAAAUGUUUUAUAAUGGAAUCGAAAAGUCUCGUAUUAAAAUGGAAAGAUCUUCUAACUGCUUCAAUAUGACCAUUUUAAACAUCAUUCAGUCUGAUGAAGCCAUGUACUACUGUGCAGUAUUGAUGACACACAUCAAUUUUGGAGAUGGAACUUACUUAAACAUUAAGGAAACAUCUAAGCCAGCUCUGUGGAAUAACUCAGUUGUGUGUGAACCAACACUGCAUGGAAAUAACGUUUACAUGAACAUACAAGACAAAACAGUGAUCUUUUUGGCAAUGGCUUUGGGUUUGUGUCCAUUUCUGGCUCUCACUUAUUUCAUGCUGAAGAUAAGAAAAUGUAAUAAAAUGAACACUCUAGAACAAUCUUCAGGAAUCAAGCGGGAAUCAGCAGACAGAUUUUCUUAUGAAACUUUGCAGUUCUUCAGGAGGAAAGUCCAACCUGGAGGAAUGGAUAAUUUCAUGUACACUGAUGUGAUGUAUAUGAAACAAUAAGAGAGUAAAAUACAGUAAAACAGAUACUGACCAAAUCACUCAGAAUCAAUCAUUAUUAAUAGCUAAACUGCUGGGAUGUUUUAAUGCAGUAGACAUGUUAGUGAUAGAUGUCCUAUCAAG
This is a messenger RNA of Hemibagrus wyckioides, 880 nucleotides long. RefSeq lists its product as uncharacterized. Lineage: Eukaryota; Metazoa; Chordata; Actinopteri; Siluriformes; Bagridae. Bases 20 to 760 code for a protein of 246 amino acids. The transcript is spliced from 6 exons. Gene Ontology annotation, biological process: response to bacterium. The record is from RefSeq and is a predicted model, not a curated record.